This is a messenger RNA of Fusarium coffeatum, 678 nucleotides long. RefSeq lists its product as uncharacterized. The record is from RefSeq and is a predicted model, not a curated record. The transcript is spliced from 2 exons. Gene Ontology annotation, molecular function: ubiquitin conjugating enzyme activity. NCBI's taxonomy places the organism in Eukaryota, Fungi, Ascomycota, Sordariomycetes, Hypocreales, Nectriaceae. The coding region runs from base 1 to 678 and encodes 225 amino acids. Gene Ontology annotation, biological process: proteasome-mediated ubiquitin-dependent protein catabolic process; protein polyubiquitination.
AUGGCGCAAAAGCGACUUAUGCAGGAGCUUCAGCCCCUCCAGAAGGAGAAAUGGGUCAACAUUGAGACCGACGAUUCAAACAUCCUUCGCUGGAAACUCGGUCUCUGGGUCGUCAACCCCGACAGCGUCUGGCACGGCGCCUACCUCAAGGCCGAGAUGAAGUUCCCGCCCGAGUAUCCAUACCAGCCUCCUACUUUCAAAUUCCUGACCAAGAAUAUCUGCCAUCCCAACGUUUACCCAGACGGUAAUCUCUGCAUUUCCAUUCUCCACAAGCCAGGAGAAGACGAGCAGUCGGGCGAGCUGGCGAGCGAGCGUUGGAAUGUUCUUCACGGCGUCGAAUCCGUUCUCCGAUCCGUCCUGCUCCUGCUCGACGAUCCCGAGAUUAACUCCCCUGCGAACGUCGACGCGAGCGUACUCUACCGCGACAACAAGAACGAAUACAACAGGCGGGCAAAGGAAAUCGUUGAUAAGUCUCAGAAGGACAUACCAACAGGUUCCCGCAUGCCCACUCCCUCCGAACUCACCGUUGCACCACAAAAGCCAGUUGACGACGAUGCCGACUUUUGGAACAUGACAGAUGAGGAAGAGGAUUUUGGCGGUAGCGACAGUGAUGAGGAUAUGGACGAAUUCGAUGAGGACGACGACGAAGACGACGAUGAUGUUAGAGACCGCAGAUAA